AUGGGAACCCGCAACGCCGGUGGUGUAGAUAGGAUCAGCAGGCUCCCAUCAGAUAUCCUCGAGCGCAUCCUUUUCUUCACCGGGGUGAGGCAAGCCGUGCAGUUGAGCGUGCUCUCUUCAACAUGGAAGAAUCUGUGGAAGGCCAUGCCUGAUUUGUACUUCGAUGCAAGAGACUUCCCUCCCACCAGCGACCAAAACUGGCGCCUUUUCCAUUUCGCGCGCAGGGUCCUUGAGCUCCGAACUUGGAGAACACGGGAGCUUCGCAUUGUGGUCUAUGAGGACAUACAUCAACAGAUUCGUAUUUCUCCGCGUGAGUGGUUCAAUUUUGCAGCCCAGUGCCGUGCCGAGGAACAGUCUCUCUCCUAUCUUCCGCACUCGUCCUCAUCACCCACAUCAGGGAUCGUUAAUGAAAACCCUAGCAUUAUCAUCGUCUUUGGAAUGCUGCGGAGGCUGUCUAUUUCGGGGAUGUGUGAACCUUUUAGUGCAUUCGAACCACCUUCUGAUGCUUGUUCAUUGCUUGAAAAGCUUUCCAUCGUCGGCUGCAGUUUUGAUUCCGUCAAUAUCUCCUUUAGCAGACUGAAGCACUUGACAUUACACGAUUGCGGCGUAUUUCGAGGCAUCCGUGUUGCCGCUCCAAGUCUAGAAUCGUUUGAUUAUAGACAAGGUUUUUCUCGUGAUUGCAAGUUGGAGAACCUGCCUUCUCUUAGACAUGCUUCUCUUAGACAUGCUUCGAUUGACAUCUACCGUGGAAACUGGAGUUGUGAUGCUUUGCUUGGAGUCCUUCGAGCGAUUCAAAAUGCUACUUCGAUAACUCUGCCUUGGUGGAACCUUGAGGCUUACUACAAACAGCAGGGUUCAUUUAGUUGCCUACCAACAUUCCAUAAUGCAAAGCAUGUGACAUUGGUAUCAUGUGGUCAAAGGAAUAUAGUAUUGAUAAAAGAUCUGCUGCAGAAGUGCCCCAAUAUAGAGACUCUGACAACAAGACGAGAAGUUUAUACAAAAUAA
Messenger RNA from Elaeis guineensis (African oil palm), 1005 nucleotides. The record is from RefSeq and is a predicted model, not a curated record. Lineage: Eukaryota; Viridiplantae; Streptophyta; Magnoliopsida; Arecales; Arecaceae.